AGCCUGGGCAGUCACCCGUGUGGUGCAGCAGGUACCCGGGCUGCGGCCAUCACCAUCGCAAGGCAGUGGGACGGACGGACUGGGAAGGCGCCGGGGUGAGCCAGUGCUAGAAGUCUCCGGGAUCGCUGCCUGGCCCUUUAAAUAUCAUUGGAUUUGGGGAGUGGGGGGAGGCGGGGGCGGGAACUGCUCCCAGCCCCUCCCCCCUAGGCUGGGGACCGCCCCGAAUCCCCCAGAUCCCGUUGUCCUUCCCCCUUAGCCCUGGGGCUGGGGUCUUGGAAAGGGUUUUCCUUCCAUAAUCCAUCCCUCCUUUCCCCAUCCCCCCCCAUCCCCAACCUGCCCCUAUUAAACCCCUAAAUCCAAAUCCUAAUCCUGCCCGGAAUAGCCCUGCGGGAGUUGGCCGGUUCCCAGGCCCAGCGAGAGGCUGGACGGAGGGAAGAGGGGGGAGGCCUUACGGAUGCUUCCGACCCACCCCUUCCUUCCUGAAUGGACGGCUUGGGGAGAACGUAGCCUCCGCCCAAACCCAAAACCUGACGGACUCUCGUGUCCGGCUCCCGGCCUCUAAUCCCGCGGACAUCGCCUUCCGUUGCCACUGCUCUGGGAAAGCCGGCGGGGUGCCUCUUACCCGUCAGGCUUCCCAAUACACACCUGUCUGACACUGCCCCUUCCCCCAGCGUCUCGGGGCCCCGCCCGGCGAGGGGGCGGGAGUGGUAGGAAGUAAAUGCCUGGCGAUGUCGGCGGAGCCCUCCGCCAAGGAGACGAGGCUGUGCGGCGUCUUUGGAAGGAAGAGGGGUGGAUGGGGACGCUCCCAUGUCCUGGCUUCUAAGGACCCCUCCCGCCGGGAUGUUCUGAGUUCUAGGAUUUAGCUGCGUGGCACUGCCAGUCUUACCCAAGACAGCGAUGGCCUACAAGAAUGUGCUGAUCACUGGAUGCUCUUCCGGCAUUGGUCUGGCCCUCGCUGUUCGGCUGGCUAAGGAUGAGCUGAAGAGGUUCAAGGUGAUUGCCACCAUGCGGGACAUGGCGAAGAAGGGGCCCCUGGAGGAGAAGGCCGGGGAGACGCUGGAGCAGACGCUUCAGAUCCGGCCUUUGGAUGUCACCUGUGAAGACUCCAUUCGUCAGUGUGUGGCGGCCAUACCGGACCAAAGGGUGGACGUUUUGGUAAGCAAUGCAGGGGUGGGUCUGAUCGGCCCUCUGGAGUGUCACAGCAUGGCGGCCAUGCAGCGGGUACUAGACACCAACUUUUUGGGGCUGGUGCGACUGGUCCGGGAAGUGUUCCCCAGCAUGAAGCGCCGCCGCCAGGGGCACAUUGUGGUCAUGAGCAGCAUCCUGGGCCAGCAGGGGCUCCUUUUCAAUGAUGUGUACUGUGCUUCUAAGUUUGCUGUGGAGGGGUUCUGUGAAAGCCUUGCCCUGCAGGCCCUCAAGUUUGGGAUAAACAUUAGCCUCUUGGAGCCAGGUCCUGUGGUGACAGAAUUUGAGAAGAAACUGUAUGAAGAGGUAGCCUCGAUGGACUUCUCCAAGGUGGAUGAUGAAACUCGGGACAUCUUCCAGGGUUUCUACAUGACCUACUCAAAAGAUGUCUUCUCUGCCUUGGGCCAAACCCCUGAGGAGGUGGCAGAGCAUGCAGUGCAGGUGAUCGGGGCAUCCAGCCCUCCAUUCCGCUGUCAGACCAACAGUGUGUACACACCCCUGACCACUCUGAAGCACGCAGAUCCAUCGGGCCAGCUGCCCCUCAGUGCUUUCCAUCAGCUGGUCUUCCAGCAUGACCGGCUUUUCCGGGCCAGCCUCAGCCUCCUUAAGAUGCUGCAAUGGAGGAAGCGCCGCGACCUGGGCCCUCUGCCUCGACCUCCAGCCCCACCCUGACUUCCAGCCCCUAGCUCUGACACCCCCAUCCACCUUCUUUCAUCAGCCCCGGGGACCCCGGGCUGGCAUUGAUUGUGGGGUGUGUGUGUGGUAUGAAGAGGUCUUAAGGUCCUAAGACCUACCCACCUUUCACCUCUUUCUGGGUUGCUAGAUGUUGUAGGGCCUUGGAAAUUUUGAGUGUGCAGGGCAGGUUGGCUGGUCCUACCCCCAAUUCCUACUCCAGAUGAUAGCACAUUUUCUUAGUCUCUUUGCCUGUCCCUCCACCCCCAAGUUUCCCCCAAAGGGCCAGGAGCUUGCCUCUAGGCCUGGCCCAGAUGGCCCUAGACACCCCGAUGUUACCAGUGUGAUGGCAAGGGCCUGCCCAGUACCAGCAUAAGCACAAGCCUAGGGGUCCAGGGAUCCUGGAGAGAGGUUGGCCCAGAAGGAAGUGAAUCCUUUUCCCCUUCUAAUAAAUAUGCAUGUCUGAAA
Monodelphis domestica (gray short-tailed opossum) is the source of this 2325-nucleotide messenger RNA. Its product is annotated as retinol dehydrogenase 8-like. The record is from RefSeq and is a predicted model, not a curated record. Lineage: Eukaryota; Metazoa; Chordata; Mammalia; Didelphimorphia; Didelphidae. Gene Ontology annotation, molecular function: estradiol 17-beta-dehydrogenase [NAD(P)+] activity. Gene Ontology annotation, biological process: estrogen biosynthetic process. Gene Ontology annotation, cellular component: cytoplasm; cytosol.